This is a messenger RNA of Paramecium tetraurelia, 505 nucleotides long. RefSeq lists its product as uncharacterized. Lineage: Eukaryota; Ciliophora; Oligohymenophorea; Peniculida; Parameciidae. Gene Ontology annotation, biological process: oxygen transport. The transcript has 2 exons. Gene Ontology annotation, molecular function: oxygen binding; heme binding. The record is from RefSeq and is a predicted model, not a curated record.
AUGCUAAUCAAUAUUGCUAGGUUCUUAAUAAUUGAUAAUUAAUCUCCAUUCAAUGGAAAUACAACAGGAAAUUCAUUUACAAGAGACUUAAUUAUAACUGUCUAACAUGUGUUCUUUGAUUAAUUGGGAGGAGAAGCCGCCGUCACAGCAGUCACAACUAAAUUCUACGCUAACAUCCAAGCUGAUCCAACAGUUGCCAACUUCUUCAAAGGAAUCAACAUGGCUGACUAAACAAACAAGACAGCUUCAUUUUUAUGUGCCGCUCUUGGAGGACCAAAGGCUUGGGGAGGAAGAAACUUAAAAGAUGUCCAUGCCAAUAUGGGAGUCACAAAUGCCCAAUUCACAACAGUCAUCGGACAUUUAAGAAGUGCCUUGACUUCUGCCGGUGUUGCUGCUGCUCUGGUUGAUUAGACUGUCGCUGUUGCUGAAACAGUCAGAAAAGACGUUGUCACAGCCUGAUUAUUAUUAUAUAUAAUGAACAUAUAUACAACAACAUCUCUAUUCG